Gambusia affinis (western mosquitofish) is the source of this 1759-nucleotide messenger RNA. Its product is annotated as achaete-scute homolog 5-like. Lineage: Eukaryota; Metazoa; Chordata; Actinopteri; Cyprinodontiformes; Poeciliidae. The transcript has 2 exons. Gene Ontology annotation, biological process: regulation of transcription by RNA polymerase II; developmental process. The record is from RefSeq and is a predicted model, not a curated record. The coding region runs from base 672 to 1190 and encodes 172 amino acids. Gene Ontology annotation, molecular function: protein dimerization activity; DNA-binding transcription factor activity, RNA polymerase II-specific; RNA polymerase II transcription regulatory region sequence-specific DNA binding.
AGAAGCUGGACUUCCUGCCGCUAACAACUGACCUCGGAUCAGACGGCGCUCUGAGCACCUUAAUGAGAGCUUCCGUCCUCACCUGCAGACUGGGAUCAGUGCAGGUGAGUGUCAAGUUGCAGGUGUGUGUGUAAACAGUCAUCAGCGUGUGCGGGACCAGCAGACGUGUGAUGACAGGAAGGGUGUGUGUGUCUGAUGCCUUUCAUCUGGAAUAUCGGGAUUUAGGGAGAGGAAACUGCAAACACUCAUUCUGUGGAGCAGGCUGCUUUGAUGUGAACAUCACUCCAACUGGGAAACUGGGAGGGCUGGGAUAUACUGGGAGAACUGAGACACACUGGAAUAACUUGUCAGUAUCAAAGUGGAGGUUCUCACCAUGAAAUGCCUGAUCUGAGCAGUGAAUGUUCAUCAGAGAAAAACCUGCAGAAUUUGAUGUUUGGUUUCCAACCUGACAGUGUCUCUAUUUUCUCUCUCUCUCUCUCUCUCACACACACACACAUACCCACACACCUGUGAGGGCGGAGCUCCAGCAGGUAAAGUGGGAUCUUUCCACCCUGAACUCAGAGACCCAGAGGAACCGAAGGAGGAUCUGCUGCAGCUCCAUCUGAAGGUGGCCAUAAUGAAGCUUCUUUGAUCCAGCCAGGUGUCCUCGUCCCUGAUUGGUCGAUUGCACAAUGAGCUCCGCCUUCUCUCAGUCGCUCUUCGACCGUUUCGCUGCGUCGCCCCCUGCUGGCCGGGAGGACCGGAGCAGGACUCAGCACUCAGAGUCUCUGUCCGCCCCUGUCCCCUUCCUGUUCUACCCUCCCACUGUGGACCCCGCUGCCCUCAGCCUGUACAAGGGCCCCCUGAGGGGUCCCGCCGGCAUCCUGCCCUACCUGUCCCCCUUCCACCACCAUGGGCAUUUCAGCGUCUAUGAGUGUCCGUUUGAGCCGGCGUUCAUCCAGAAGCGUAACGAGCGGGAGCGGCAGCGUGUCAAAUGCGUGAACCAGGGCUAUGCCAAGCUGCGGGACCACCUGCCGGGUCACAGCGCCGACAAGAGGCUCAGCAAGGUGGAGACGCUGCGCGCCGCCAUCAGGUACAUCAAGUACCUGCAGAGGCUGGUGGACAUGGAGGAAGACAGGCGUGAAGGGGCGGAGCCUGGCAGUGGGACACCUUCUGGUCCGGACAGGGGUGGAGAGAUGCAGGCAUGUUGAACAGCCGGUUCACCUGAACAACCAAUCAGAGCGCAGAACCCAGAAGGAGGACGUCAGCAACGCUAGACUCCAGAGGACAGAUCCUAAAUGGACAGCGCCACCUGCAGUUUGUUCCUGAAAGUCCGAUGGGGAAUCGGGGAGAGUCGAACCAGCUCUUUCUGGACAUUUUCAGCCACCGUAGAGCAGCAGAUGUUUCAAUAUUUCAGCAAAACCUUUCACGUGUGGAUCCAACAAUCUGUCACAGAUGUUGCUAAGGGACAGCUUUUUGGAAAAAAAAAAAACAACAAAAAAAGAAAACACUGAAAAAUUAAAGAUUUCAAAAUCUUGAAAAAUUGUGGUCAUCCUAAAACUCAAGUGGCUGAUGGGAAAUAUGAAAAACGUACGAUGUGAGAAGUGAGCAAAUGUUUAUACUUGUAUCCACCCUUGAAUUUAUUUUACAGUAAUAUGCUGUACUAAUAGUAGGUCAGGAAUCUGUAGUGAAUGUAGUUUUGUGUUAUCGCCACUAGGUGUCACUGCAACUUUCAAAAUGACAAUGGGUCAAAAGAAUAAAAAAAUAAGUUACUUAUUCA